Messenger RNA from Uranotaenia lowii, 827 nucleotides. Its product is annotated as alpha-N-acetylgalactosamine-specific lectin-like. Gene Ontology annotation, cellular component: external side of plasma membrane. Gene Ontology annotation, molecular function: carbohydrate binding. The transcript has 2 exons. Lineage: Eukaryota; Metazoa; Arthropoda; Insecta; Diptera; Culicidae. Bases 52 to 534 code for a protein of 160 amino acids. The record is from RefSeq and is a predicted model, not a curated record. Gene Ontology annotation, biological process: biological process involved in interspecies interaction between organisms.
CAUAAGCUUACAUUGGUUCAUCGGCGGUACCAGUAAUCAUAGCCUGUUGCGAUGAGUUUAGUUUUUCUCAUAUGCAGCCUUAUUGUCUCAGUAACAGCCAUCGUAACGCCGAUUUCACAACGGAUGGUAAAACAAGAGUGUAGCGAAGAUACCCCAAUUGUGGUUCCAAAUUUCAAGGCCAACUGGUUCAAAGCGGUCGAGUACUGCCACUAUUUGGGACGAAACCUAAUGGGAGUGGCAUCGGCCGAAAAGCAGGACACCAUCACCACGGUGCUGGAGGAAACGGAUAAAUUUUCCGACUCCUCGUUCUGGAUCGGGGCUAGUGAUUUGGCGGAGGUCGGAAAUUUCCACUGGCACUCGACCGGGACGCGGGUAACGUGGUACAACUGGAACGAGAUGCUGGAGCUACCGAAGGCAAACGACAACCGGAAGGACGACCGCUGCGUGGUUCUGAACCACCACCAACAGGGUGCCUUCAAAUGGAUAAUCAACAAUUGCUGGGAUGAGUACUAUUUCGCAUGUGAGCGAGCAUAAAAUGUUAUGAAUUGAGUGUAUUCAAUGCCAAACAAUAGUGUUGAUACCUUUGCCUAAAAAUUUGUUAUCGAGUAAUAGUUUAAAAUAUAUUUCUGAGGUUUUAUCAUGCUGUAGCAACAAGCACAGGAGCAUUUACCGUGAACUGUUCUCAAACAAAUGAAGUUCAACGAAACCUACCUCAAUCUGUCGUUGUCUGAAGCUUCCUCCGGUGUUUCAAGGGCUUCAUGGACCUGCGUCUGUUUUAGUUCAAAACUUCUCAUAAUCACUAACAUUGUAAUUCGCUCUCACCCAUU